Molecule: messenger RNA, 468 nt
Organism: Sphenostylis stenocarpa
Lineage: Eukaryota; Viridiplantae; Streptophyta; Magnoliopsida; Fabales; Fabaceae
Source: the annotation of a GenBank genome assembly
AUGAAGAGGCCAUGUCCGUGGGAUAAUCAAUUCGAUGUCUCUCCUUCUUCUUCUUCUUCUUCGACCUACACUGUUAUCAAGUCCCAAGAUGCACUCAUCAGACGUGCAGAAAUGUAUCAGGAUUACAUGAAGCAGAUCCCAAUUCCAAAUCAUCGAGGCUCUGUGAUCCCAUUUACAUCUUGGAUGGGGUUAGGCAGAUCCCUGAAGCAGUUAUACGGACAGCCCCUUCAUUACCUCACAAAUAUUCUCCUUAAGCAAUGGGAUCAGUUGAGAAUUGGCAGUGAGGAUGAAUACAACCCCUUGGACAACAUAAUUCAUCCACACAAAGCUGAGGCCACCAUCUGGCUCAUUGAAGAAAUCCAUCGGCGAACCUCAUCGCAUUUGCAUAUUGCUAGUCUCUGGAAGGUGGACCCAAUGUACAAUGGUUUUGUUGAUCCGAUUUUCCCAACAUUACAGCACUCAUCAUGA